This is a messenger RNA of Hyalella azteca, 764 nucleotides long. RefSeq lists its product as uncharacterized. The transcript has 6 exons. Bases 54 to 764 code for a protein of 236 amino acids. The record is from RefSeq and is a predicted model, not a curated record. NCBI's taxonomy places the organism in Eukaryota, Metazoa, Arthropoda, Malacostraca, Amphipoda, Hyalellidae.
UGCUUGGCCAAACCCUGACCAACCUGCAGCCCGGGGCUCUGGUCGUCUUGGUCAUGAUGUUCUCCGCCGGGGACUUCCUGAGAAGCACAGAGCGCAUGCUGCUGCACCACCUGGGGAUGAGGGGCGACACCGUCGGAGGAGCCCUCAAGUUAGGCGCUGACGUGGCGCAGGGGAUAGGCUCGUCUCCAUACCUCAUCGACGACGCACAACGAAAACGAAGGGCAGCUGCAGGUCUAGAUAAAAUUUAUGCAAUGCCUUUCAAAGUGCUGAAGCUUACGAGCGAUGGAAAAGAAGUGACGGAGAAUGUGCCGAACCAAGAGAAUAAACUUUUUAUAUACAAUGGAUACGUUGACACUGAUGAUCCUUCCGUAGUGAUCAGUGUGGUUCCCGACAACUGGCCGCCUCAAAAUCCUGAGGCAAAGCUGGCGGCGCGCGUCUAUCUGGAGGCAGCCGUAAUCUUCAAAGGCAGCAAGAAUGAGCAAUCAAACCUAAACCUUUCAGUGCUCAUACCGAGAGUUAAAGGACCAGAAUGUGACUGGCACCGGGACCCCCGGCGACAGAAGCAGGCGCAGUUUUGUCGCCGCCACGAAGGGUACGGGACUUUGUGCCGCUGCAAGGACCCUUUGGACCCCCAGUGGCUGCGACGGUCCUCGGGCAAAAUCCCAAUGUCGGAGGUCAUCCCCGUCGCCAUGCUCACCGCCACCAAGUGCCACUUCUUCUACCGGCAAGUGUUGUAUAAUAAGAGACAAUGUGUCUCUCCCUGA